AUGUCGCAAAAGAAUACUCCGAAUCCCAAGACCCUGGGUAGGACCUCAGGGUCCCUGAACACACCCAUUGCAGCUUUCACCAUGGCCGUCCUCCUAUGCUCCUACUGCUUCAGUUCCAUCCGUACUGCAAGACGCGAAGCACAGGAGUCGCUAGAAGCUCCUAGCUCACAGCAACGACUAUCUCAACGGGAGAAAAAGGAUUCGUCAUGGAUCCAGGAAGCCCUGGAUGAAAGCCGAGCGGAGAAAGGUGAUAAAAGGGGAAGGUUGACUCGAUGA
This is a messenger RNA of Penicillium canariense, 276 nucleotides long. RefSeq lists its product as uncharacterized. The record is from RefSeq and is a predicted model, not a curated record. The transcript is spliced from 2 exons. The coding region runs from base 1 to 276 and encodes 91 amino acids. Lineage: Eukaryota; Fungi; Ascomycota; Eurotiomycetes; Eurotiales; Aspergillaceae.